ACAUGUUAUUAGAUUCUGAAAAUGAUGAUGAUAUUCUACCACCACCACCUGAUCUUGAUCAAAUAGAAAAACAAUUCAAAAUUGCUAUUUCUGAUUCUUUGAAUAAAUAUUGGCAUGAAUUUCAUGAUGUUGGAUUGAUAGCUACUCUUUUAGACCCCCGAACCAAAAAAAUAACCAUAUUUACAAAUAGAGAACGAGAAAAGGCUGAAACAAAAUUAAGGAAUGAAUUUGAGAAUUUACAUCUUAAUAUUACUAGCAAUGAUCAACCAGAGCAACAAGCAUUACCAUCAAUGGCCACUGAAAUAAUGCAAAAUCCAUUUUUUGAAGGUAUUUUUGGAGUACGAAGUCAAGAAGAUACACCUUUAGAUGAGGUAUAUACAAUCUAUGCUGAAAAAGUCGAAUACAAAGAUACUAGCAUAAUCAUUAUUAUCAAAAGUGUGGUAACCCUUAUGUCUACUAGAGGAAUAAACAUGAAAUUGCU
This is a messenger RNA of Dentiscutata heterogama, 481 nucleotides long. The record is from the annotation of a GenBank genome assembly. NCBI's taxonomy places the organism in Eukaryota, Fungi, Glomeromycota, Glomeromycetes, Diversisporales, Gigasporaceae.